AUGGCGCUUAUCCUUCCCACGACGUGCGGUGGCUGCAUCGUCGCAGGCCUUCCUCCCCUGCACAGACGAACGCGCACCUCGCCUCACCGCGUUUCACCCCGCUAUCUCAAUGUCUCGUCUGCCGGGUGCGUUCUUUCCCAGAGGAACCUGAGCGCUUAUCAGUUCGCGUCGCUCGUGCCGCUGCCGCUAAUCGCCCACGCGGCAGCCGCGUCAGCGAAGCUUCAGCGAAAUGCCGCGCUCACGUCGCGUGUCGUCGCUCGCCAAUCAGAUUCGACGCAGGAUGAUUCGUUAGAAUCGUCGCAGCCGGAUGCUUCGCAAAACAAGCCAGCCUCCUUCACCCUUAAAGCGGCUUCGGCAGCUGUAGCUGCAGCUGUCACCGCUGCUGCAUCCGCGAUUUCCGCAUUCACCGCUCCUGCGGCGCUCGCCGUCGACUCUGACGCGCUCUCCCGCUACGAGCAAAUCGCCGGCAAGGCCGUGCAGCGCUCCGUCGUUACAAUCACUUCCGCUGCCGCUGGGCCCAUUAAUGCCACAUCGGCUGGGGAGGCCGCCGGAGCUGCUGCCGCCGGAUCCGCCGCUGGGGAGGCCGCUAGCGUCGUUGCCUCCACCGUAUCCGACGCCGUCUCUGCCGCCGCACCUGCCGCCGUGACUGAAGCCGCGUCGGCCGCCGCCUCUGCCGCCACUUCUGCCGUCACUUCCGCAGCGGCUGGAGUCGCCGACCUGUUCACCAGCGCCGUCCCCGCCGCCGCUUCCGCCGCCGUAUUCGACGCCGAAGUGGCCCUCGCUUUCGCGGCCGCUGCGGGAGCAACGGCGCUGCUCGCUGGGGCGUUCUCGUUUCUUACGCGGAAGCAGUACGCGGGGGAUUUGACCCCAGAAGCGGCUCUGGAAAAGGCCCUGGAAGAGGCUGGGGAGGAGUGGGAGGAAGAGGGCGAAGCGGUUGUUUUGCUGGACAUUCGCGACGGCAAGGAGAAGAGCCGAUCGGGUAACCCGACGCUGAAAAGCUCGCCGAAGCGGCUGGUGGCGGUGGCGUAUCGCGAGGACUCUGUGAAGCGGAAAGCGGAGGAGGGCGAGGGGGACGGGGAGGACGACGUGGUGAUUGAAUUGGGUGAUCGUAAAGAGGGGUUCCUCGACGCGGUUAAGGACGCUAAAGCCGUGUCGGAAGGAUCUACUAUCAUCGUUAUUGAUAAGGCCGGGGAGGACGCCGUGGAUGUCGCCAAGCAGCUGACGUCAGCGGGCUUCAAGAAUAUCUUCGUCGUGGCUGGAGGAGCUGACGCGUGGCAGGAAGGGGGGCUGCCGUGGAAGAAACCGUUCCUCCGCCUGCCCACGCCUGCGCUACCCUCGCUCCCUUCGCUCCCCUCGUUCAACCUCGGAAUCAACCUCGAGGACUCCGUUUCUACAGUGAAAGAGGUCUUCACCACUGUAGAGAGCGGUGCAUCAAAAACAGCGUCAGCAGCAGCAUCAGCAGCUCCUGCAGCACUCGGCAUCCUCGCUGCUGCGGGUCUCUCUGUGGCAGUGCUGGCGGAGGCGGAGGCACUACUAACGCUGGUGGCGUCAGUGGCGCUCGUGCAGUUCAUAGCCACUAAGCUGCUCUUCGCCAAGGUGAGGGGUGGUGGUGGGGUGGUGGGGUGGUGUGAGGGGGCAAGCUCCACACAAGGAAAGACUCACUUGCAGGGCCUGCUCGCCUCCAUGGUGCUCGUGCAGUUCAUAGCCACCAAGCUGCUCUUCACUAAGGUAGGUGGGGUGAUGCGUGCAUGCGCCAUGGUGGGGGGAUGGAUACUACUGAGAAUCGUGACCUAA
Molecule: messenger RNA, 1794 nt
Organism: Closterium sp. Naga37s-1
Lineage: Eukaryota; Viridiplantae; Streptophyta; Zygnematophyceae; Desmidiales; Closteriaceae
Source: the annotation of a GenBank genome assembly